This is a messenger RNA of Lentinula edodes (shiitake mushroom), 920 nucleotides long. RefSeq lists its product as uncharacterized. The record is from RefSeq and is a predicted model, not a curated record. The transcript is spliced from 3 exons. Bases 405 to 881 code for a protein of 158 amino acids. Lineage: Eukaryota; Fungi; Basidiomycota; Agaricomycetes; Agaricales; Omphalotaceae.
UUAGGUCGUGUGCGAAAAAUAAACUUACUGACACACUGGUAUCGUGUUGGGUAUUACAGCCGCAUAUGCUUGAAUCACUGAAAUAGCGACAAGAACGAGGAUAAGCGCGCGCAACAUUGUGAAAUUGGCCAACAGCAAAAGUCGUCCAACGGUCGUCUCGCUCGCAAGACCUGCUUGCUUGGAGGUAUUGAUUAAAUGUGCGUGCGGACACACUAUGGAGGGAUUCCUCAAGGGCUCGGAGACCAGCUCGUAAAGUAAGCAAGGAACAUGAGCUGUUCGCACACAACAUGCUUAUAUGACAGAGGCGAAAAAAGGAACCAGUUUGGAAAUCAAUUGAUGGUUCAAAAAAAGGCGAUGAACGCUGAUGGACGACAGCGGAGACCGUGGAGCUUCACAGGAGCUUCAUGCGCAUGGAGGAAGAUAAACAUCAGACCACCGGCACAACAUUCUCAUACGCCGCAUUUCUCUCGCAUCUCUUCGUAAUGAUCAUAUUCCUGUUCUCAUUCCUGCGUAUCUCACCGGUAGCUGCUAGCUACUCAUUCAACACAUCUCUCAAUUGUCAAAGGGUUGACAAGAAACACAGCCUAUACCGUAUAGCAUAUCGCAGUGCUCCAGAGUGCUCCUCGAGUGAUAAAAGAGUCACACCCCUUCCGUAUGGCCCGUAUACGUACAUUCAACCCAACCGCUCGAGAAAAUUCCGAAAUUUGAAUGCCCUUCUUCACCUUUAUCUUCACCCCAUUUUGCAUGAGGGGUUAACGGAUGAUUCCACACCAAUUUUGGUGGUUCAAGCUUUUACAAACAUACACUACAUAGCUUGUUUCGGUCUAGUCUGUACGCGAAACAUGUAUUUGGCUUGGCACGAGAGAGAAAUACGCGACUAAAGCAGCGACCUGGCCUGUUCUGACCAGCUUUUGACUUAC